UAGCGCGUAGUCGCCGUCCGUACUCGCCUUGCCGUGCUGUGUCGCUCGUUACGCGGACUGUGUUUCUGUCUGGCAUUUGUUUGGCGAGCCGUCUGAUAAGAACACGGCCAACGGUCCCGCUCGCUUCUCUACUUGAGCUGCCAAAGCGCUGCGGAACUGGAAAACGGGCCUACAUCAACCGCCUGUUGUCAGCGUGAUGCAGGCAGCAGAAGAGAAAGCCCCUCCCGAGGACAAGCAAGAGGACGGCAACUCUGCUGAGGAGAGCAGUGACGACGAGGAGCCAAAGCUGGGCCUGCUGGACCAGCCCCUGGAGUUGUCUGGGUCUCGGCAGCGCAAGAAGGUCGAGCGGCUGGAUGUCAGCUUCCGCACGGCGAGCCGUGAGCGGCCUCCGCCCGAGCAAGGCAAGGGCACUGCCCUGGGUGAUUGCCCCCGCAUCGAGCACAACAUCAGUCGUGAGCGCUCGGAGGGCCUCAAGGGACUACACCGGCUGCUCUUUGGCCGCCCGGGAGCUCCGUCGGAGAUCAAGAAGAACUUGCGCAAGUUCAACGGGUUUCCGUUCGAGAAGGACUCCGCAGAGUAUCUGAAGAGACAGAAGAUGGUGGCGAAGCUCAAAAAGGCUGCUCAGAAGGACCUGCUGGGCAUGCUUGACCUGGAGAAGAGUGGCACGGUCGAGGAGUGCACCGAUCGCAUCCUCAGCUUCCUGCUCAAGCCGUUUGACAACAAGAAGCCUCUUCCGGGUGCCAAGAAAGCAAAGAGAAAAUCCACAACGCCUGGCUCUGCUGGCAAAGGCACGUCCAAAAAGCGAAAGACUGCAACUUCCAAGCAGGAGAUAAAGGGAAAGACAUCUCGAAAACGGCUCGCUGAUGACGAUGAAUCUGAGGUUGAGUCCGAGGAUUCUGUGCAAAGUGAAGGGGCCGAGGAGGAGGAGGAGGAAGAAGAGGAGAAGCCUGUUGCCAAGAAGAAGGCGGCGGCCCAGAAGAGCACCACUCCAGCCAAGCGGAGGAAAAUAGCGAAGAAGAAGGGAGAGUCUGACGAAGACGAGUCCGACAAGAAGGAUGAAUCGGACAACUCGGACGAGAAGAAUGACAGUCGCGAGGAAGACAAGUCCAACGACAAGGACGAGUCAGAAGAGAAAGAGGACUCCCUAAAGAAGAACACCAAUGACAAGCACGAUGAAUCGGAGGAAGAGCUCGAAAAGAAAGUUGAAACCCCAAAGAAGGUAGAGACCAACAAGAAGGCUGAGAAAAAGGUCGAGUCAGCCAAGAAGGCCGAGCCCGCAAAGAAGGCUGAGCCCAUAAAGAAGGCCGAAACUGCAAAAAAGGCCGAGCCUGCAAAGAAAGCUACUCCUGCCAAGAAGGGUCGCAAGAAGCAAGAGUCUGAAGACGAGGACGAAGCAGAUGAGAAGCCUGCCACGGAUGGAAAAGCGUCUGCCAAGGUUAGCGACUGCACAGAGCCCACGGAAGAAGACAUCAAGGAGCUGAUCCGGAGCAUCCUGGAUGGGGCAGACUUGGAGGAGAUCACCAUGAAGAAAGUCAUUCACGAGGUCUUCGACAAAUACCCCAACCAUGAUCUGUCUGGCAAGAAGGAGUAUAUCAAGUCAACAGUACGAUCGCUCAUCUCGUGAUUGGGUUAUGCUUGAAGUCCCUUCAACAGUGCUGAGCAAGGGAUGGCCCCAACAGGAGUCUUUUUUUAUCCUUUUUACCUAGACUGACGCUGCUGCCUUGACAGCGGCACACAUAUGUUGACAGGCUGGUUGGGUUCUGUUGGCUGUGUGCGAAGAGCAAUUUUACUAGUGGCAGACCGAAUGUUUCUACGAAGAACAAAAUGAAUUCUCUUCCUUCCCACCUUUGCAACCCAGCAUGAUAGGGUGAAAGUUGAGCACCGACUAGUUUUAGUCGUGGUCAUUUCAUUUCUGUUAUGAUGGGGUGAAAGUUGACCAUCGACUAGUUUUAGUCGUGGUCAUUUCAUUUCAGUUAUGUUGUGCACUCAUGCUGUUUUUUCGUUCAAACUUCUCUGGCUAAAAGUUAACUGCGCGUUUUUUUGUUGUCACCCAAGCUAGAUCUUGACUUGAAAAGCUUCCAAGUCUAAGUGUGCACAAGCCUAGUAUCCGUACUCUGGUGUUCACAUUAUUUUAUCCAGUGCAUUGUAUAUAAGCCAUUCACUCAUUGUUGGUCUGCUGCAGUUUUAGAAGUAUAGCCUUUUGAAGGGAUGGCACAAUGGCAUUGCUCAGCCACAAUGACAUUGCUCGGGGGCAAAAAAAAAUAUUUUAGUGCAUUGUGUAAUAGUUUUAGCAGCCACAAAGCCUUGUUAAAAUGCCUGCACUCGUAUCACUUUUGCGAGCGGAAAUAAAGUGUUUUUCAUUUUGCACA
This is a messenger RNA of Rhipicephalus microplus (southern cattle tick), 2369 nucleotides long. RefSeq lists its product as uncharacterized. The record is from RefSeq and is a predicted model, not a curated record. Lineage: Eukaryota; Metazoa; Arthropoda; Arachnida; Ixodida; Ixodidae. Gene Ontology annotation, cellular component: nucleus. Gene Ontology annotation, biological process: chromatin organization; regulation of double-strand break repair. Gene Ontology annotation, molecular function: histone binding; DNA binding.